CUCUCAUUUGGCGUCGAGUUGAGUGACUAGUCGAAGAUACAGUUAUUAUUAUAACUAAGAAUUUAUUGUAAUUUAUAUUUUGAGAAACAAUCAUUUCAUAAAGAAUUAAAAAUGGUGGACAGGAUUGACAUGGCUUUGGACGAUAUCAUAAAAGCAAGUAAAGGAGGAAAUAGAAGAGGAGGUGGUGCAGGCCGAAAAUUUGAUACUAACAAAAGACCUGGCCGUGGAGGCGGCGGAGCUGGUGGUGGUUUCCGCAAUGGUCGGUCCGGUGGCGUAUUACGUGGAAGAAAUCGUGGCGGAGUUUCCAAACCAACAAAUUACACAAGGGGUGAUGUUAACAGCACAUGGAAACAUGAUAUGUUUUCGGAGUUUGGUGGCGAGAGGAAGAUGCAAAGAAGCGGUCCCAUCACCAUGGGCCCUACAAAGCUCAUGGUGUCCAAUUUGGACUUUGGAGUUUCUGAUUCAGAUAUUCAAGAGCUAUUUUCUGAAUUUGGCAUUUUGAAAAGUGCCGCUGUACAUUAUGACAGAUCGGGAAGGUCCUUGGGGACUGCUGAUGUUGUGUUUGAAAGGAGAGCUGAUGCCCUAAAAGCCAUGAAGCAGUAUAAUGGAGUACCUCUAGAUGGCCGCGCAAUGAACAUCCAGUUAGCUACUUCAGAAAUAAGCACCUUUAGAACUGAAGAAAGAGGAGGAGGUGGCCGCCUAGGAGGUGGUGGCGGCGGAGUUCCCAUCAGGAGAAAUUCUAACAGAGUGGGUGGCGCUGGUAGAAAUCAAGGUGGUGGAGGAGGCGCACCUCGGGGUGGUGCUCGACGCGGCCGCGGAGCCGGCGCCGGCCGCGGCCGCCGCCCGGUCCCAACAGCAGAACAACUUGACGCAGAAUUAGAUGCCUAUGUCAAAGAAAUUAAGUAAAUUACAAUUAGUAAAAUAGUGCAGUGAAAUGGACACUUUGUACAUUAAGGAAAAUUAACACUAACUGUGUUGAAUUUAUUGAUGAAAUGAGAUGGAAAAAAUGUUUAGCUAUAAUAUUACUCUAAAUACUGUAGAGUAUAUUAUUUUUGAUGACAUCAGUUGAAAUUGUGGUUUAGACUUCUGUUUUCCAGCAAAAAGAAAUUUUCAAUAAAAGCAUUUUGAUAAUUGGU
Molecule: messenger RNA, 1136 nt
Organism: Leguminivora glycinivorella
Lineage: Eukaryota; Metazoa; Arthropoda; Insecta; Lepidoptera; Tortricidae
Gene: Ref1
Product: THO complex subunit 4
Exons: 4
Coding region: 112-906 (264 amino acids)
Biological process (GO): mRNA export from nucleus
Cellular component (GO): nucleus
Molecular function (GO): mRNA binding
Source: RefSeq, a predicted model, not a curated record